AUGCAGAAAUCUCACGAAGAGCAUAUCGAAUCCGUGGAGGCACAAGCAACAGCUGAUCCUAGAGCCACGGACACAAGUCAGCAGUAUGAUGAGGCCGAGACUCGCCGAAUCCUAAGAAAGGUUGAUAUAAGGCUCGUGCCAGCUUUAACCGUCAUGUACUUGCUGGCAUUUAUCGAUCGAUCAAACAUUGGUAAUGCCAAGGUUGCAGGGAUGAACCAAGACCUUGGUCUGACCGGCGCUCAAUACAACAUCGCAUUGACCGUCUUCUUCAUUCCAUACGCUUUGUUCGAAGUGCCAUGCAACGUUAUUCUCAAAUUGACCAAACCAAGUCUCUGGCUGCCCUCAAUUGUGCUAACAUGGGGAGUUGUUCUAACUUGCAUGGGGCUUGUGAAAAAUUUCGAAGGACUUGUUGUUGCACGCUUCUUUUUGGGUGUUGCCGAAGCAGGAUUCUUUCCUGGUGCUACAUACCUCCUUACCAUAUGGUAUAAGCGCUACGAGGUUCAAACACGAAUGAUCAUCUUCUUUGCAGGCGCAUCUUUGUCAGGCGCAUUUUCUGGCCUGCUGGCAUUUGCGAUCCAGCAUAUGGAUGGAGUUGCCGGGCUGGGUGGUUGGGCAUGGAUCUUUAUUCUUGAAGGUAUAGCAACAGUCUUCGUUGCUCUGCCUUUAUAUUGGUUGUUGCCAGACAGCCCCGCAACGGCCAGCUUCCUGACUGAGGAGGAGAAAAGAUUUCUCAUCCUUCGUUUGGAGAACGAGACUGGGUCGAGUCGAGGAAGGGUGACCAACGAUGAUAAGAUAUCUGGUCGUCACGUACUGGAUGCAUUGAAGGACUGGCGCAUUUAUAUUGCCGUAAUCAUUUACUGGGGAAACAGUAUUGGUGUCUAUGCGUUCGCCUUCACCAUCCCCACAGUCAUCCGAGAACUCGGCUACAGUGCUGCCAACGCUCAACUGUUGACAAUCCCUAUAUAUGUCUGCGCUAUGAUAUGUGCCACUGUCGCGUCUAUAGCAUCGGACAGGCAACAGAAUCGGUCUUCUUACAUCAUAGGAGGUUGUGCAGCUGCCAGUCUGGGGUUUAUCGCACUGCUUGCCAGUCCCAAACCCGAGCUACCGGGCCUUACCUAUGGCUUUAUAUUCUUAGCUGCCAGUGGUCUUUAUUCGUUUAUUGUCCCAACCAUAUGCUGGAUUGGCAACAACAUGGCGCCAUCCAGCAAACGCGCAGUCGGCAUGGCUGCUUUAAUCUCUGGCGGCAAUCUUGGCGGUAUCAUUGGAAGCAACAUAUUCCUUGAGAAUGAACAACCGCGGUACUGGACUGGCUACGGGUUUUGUUUGGGAAUCCUUGUGUGUUCGAUCAUCUCAACUUUGGUGCUCCGUUGGGCGUACCAUCGUGAGAAUAUCGAAAGGGACAAUAUGUCCGAGGAAAGCCGGGCUGCGGUCAGUGAGAGGGAGCUUAUGGAGCUUGGUGAUCGUAGUCCCUACUUCCGUUAUGUUCUAUGA
This is a messenger RNA of Clonostachys byssicola, 1491 nucleotides long. The record is from the annotation of a GenBank genome assembly. Lineage: Eukaryota; Fungi; Ascomycota; Sordariomycetes; Hypocreales; Bionectriaceae.